This is a messenger RNA of Necator americanus (New World hookworm), 3633 nucleotides long. RefSeq lists its product as uncharacterized. Lineage: Eukaryota; Metazoa; Nematoda; Chromadorea; Rhabditida; Ancylostomatidae. The record is from RefSeq and is a predicted model, not a curated record. Gene Ontology annotation, molecular function: protein binding; RNA binding; hydrolase activity, acting on acid anhydrides. Gene Ontology annotation, cellular component: mitochondrial degradosome; Cajal body. The coding region runs from base 1 to 3633 and encodes 1210 amino acids. Gene Ontology annotation, biological process: Cajal body organization; RNA catabolic process; mitochondrial RNA 3'-end processing. The transcript has 30 exons.
AUGUCAUGCCGUAGUGGCGUCCCAGCUGACCGCGGUGGAAGUGCAAUUGAAGAUCUCGUUGUUCCUCGCGUGGUGACUCCGUCGCGAACUACCGUGAUUGGGUACGAACAGUGGACAGAAGGAUUGGAUGCGUCUAACAUGUGCUUAGCCUUGGAUGAGUUCUUCCGAAGAAAAACCAUUCGGGAGAUAGCAGCGGAGAAUGGCCUCAAUACGAAGCUUUUCGUCACAGCAUAUCGGUCGUUUCGAGAGUAUUGCUUAAGUGAAAAGGGAGGUGUUGAACCUGCAUUGUUAGUAUUGUUCCAUGAUAUUAUAAAAGAAGGCCAUGACGUGGACAGGCUGUUCCCGUACUUCCUCGCACAUGCCCGAAAAGUAUUUCCCCACCUCGAGGCUAUGGAUGACUUACGGAUGAUCUCUGAUCUCACUCAACCUCAUAACUGGUAUCCCGACGCCCGCACUGUUCAGCGGAAGGUGAUUUUUCACGCAGGACCAACAAAUUCUGGGAAGACGUACCAUGCGUUGGAGCGAUUUGGUGAAGCAAAAAGUGGUGUUUAUUGUGGUCCGCUCAAGCUCCUGGCUGCUGAAGUUUUUAAAAGAAGUAACGAAUUAGGCAUUAAAUGCGACUUAGUUACAGGGGAGGAACGGAGAUAUGCAGUGGAUAAUUUUCACCCCAGUGCGCAUUUAUCAUCUACGGUGGAGAUGUUGUCUACCCAGAUGAGAGUCGAGGUACAUCUUUGUGGUGAGUCUGCAGCGAUAGAGAUUGUGAAGAAAUUGCUUGAUCCAAUUGGAGAACAUGUAGAGGUUCGCUACUACGAAAGAAAGACUCCGCUAACAAUAGCCAAUCAAGGAUUAGGAUCUCUGGAUCACUUAGAGUAUGUAAAUUAUUAUGUUAAACGUGCAGCCGUUUUCUCAGAACUUAGCUUAAAGGUGCAAUCCGGUGACUGCAUAGUCUGCUUUAGCCGUAAGGCUAUCUACAACGUUACAAAGAGCUUGGAGAAGUUAGGAGUGAAGCCGGCUGUCAUCUACGGUGACCUACCGCCGGGCACGAAGUUGGCCCAAGCGGCAAAAUUUAACGAUCCUAAUGAUCCAUGCAAUGUUUUGGUCGCUACUGAUGCUAUAGGAAUGGGUCUAAAUCUGAAUAUUCGUCGGAUAAUAUUCUCAGGAUGCACCAGGCAAGGUGAACUGCUACCGAACUAUUCAGCGCUGCAGAUUGCUGGAAGGGCCGGCAGAUUUGGUACAACAUACUCUGACGGGAUAGCUACUACUCUACGUAAUGAAGAUAUCGGAACACUUAAGGAUAUCUUGAGUCAACCAGUUGAACCGAUCGAAACUGUUGGUAUUGCUCCAACCUUUGAACAAAUCGAAACCUUUUCGUUUCAUUUGCCACAAGCCUCGUUUGUUCAUCUAUUGGACUUGUUUGUCUCGGUUUGUUCGAUAUCCGAUCAGUUCUUCAUAUGCACUGUGGAGCAAAUGAGAACUUUGGCUGAUUUGAUUGACUAUAUCCCACUUCCUUUAAAAGUACGCUACACUUUCUGCAUAUCUCCGAUAAAUGUUGAAAGCAAGCUGACAGCGGCAGCAUUUGUGAAGAUGAUUUACGAGGUUCUGGAUACUUACCUAUGGUUAUCAUUACGGUUUCCCGAUAUGCUUCCAGAUGAGCUGGCAGUUCGUGAAGCUUGCAAACAGUUGGAUGCUAUUUUACAGGAGUCGGUAGAGAAUAUACUCGAGAUCCUAGAGAAUUCGGCGAUGGGAGAUGCUCGAAAGAUCAGAAUGAAUACGGAUGAGGAAAUACCAGGAUCCUGUAUCAUAGAGGGUGCACUAGACAACACAAUGCCCGUAGGAGAAGCUGUGAAAACGCGUGAAGAGGAGUUGAACAUGGUGAAAAGUAAUUAUACUGGAGCAGAGGUGGUGGUGGUAGAUGUAAUAAACCAGCUUCUUGAUCGUGUACAAAUAGAGUCUGCUGCAUUCCGUUCUACCACUGACGGAAGACAUGUAGAGGAAGGAUUGAAUAGAGAAAUAGAAGCUAAAAUGGAAGUAGAAACAAAUGCGUUCGUAGAAGGAAGACUUUCCACUACCUUAAUCACUCCUGAUGCUGUAUGCAGAAAGGAGACUCCCAUCGAGCAGCCGUCAAGCUCAAGGGGAGAACCUGAAAAGAAAGCCAUAAUGGAAUCCAUUCUGGCUAAGCUCGAGAACACAGCAGUAAAACUGAACAGACGCGAACGCCGAGCGCUGCAAAGGGAGCUAGAAGCAGCUCAGGGUAUUGAGAGGACUUUUCCCGUCUCCAUUCAGCAGCAAACCUCUGUGGAUGCAUGGUCCAUUAGCAGUAUACCAUCUGAGGGAUUUGACGUCGAUCACAAUAUAAUCAUGCCUAAAGAUUCUGGAAGAGGUGGAAGUUCCUGUAAACGUCCUGCAACUGUCGUCAGUGGGAACCAUGAAGCAACGUCGAAGGUGCUAAAAAUCCAGGAGCCGCCUCUUGCUCUGGUCAUCCGAAAGUCUGCAUUCAAAUUUGACAAUGUAGCGAUGCAUCCGCAUGACAGCGUAAAAAGAGAUUUCUGCUGUGCUCGCUUGGGUUACGUGUCGACGUCUUUUCCUGCUAACAAUUUUCUUAAACUUUGCCGAUUUUCACCGAGCGGCUCCUCUGUCGCGACGACUUCAGCCGAUAAUUCGGCUAGAAUCUUCGAACUAAGCCAGAAACACAUGUUUUCAUUAGCGGUGAAAAUCCCGCUUGGAGAUCCGAUUUACGACACAACAUGGUUGUGCGGUAAUAAUGAAAAACAGUAUCUAGCAACAACAGCUAAGCACCAUCCUAUCCAUUUAUGGAGCGAGGAUGGUACGAGAUUUUCAUCUUACAGAGGAAUUAAUCACUUGGACGAGUUAACCGCUGCGUAUUCUGUUGCUUUCUCCAACGAUGGUGCACAGUUGUAUGGUGGCUAUGAUGCCUGCAUUCGUAUAUGGGACACUAGUCGACCGGGCAGGCAACAUACAUCGAUAAAGACUUGGGAAAAACGUACCGGUGGUCAAAAGUCGGUGGUGUCAUGUAUUGUCAUGAAUAAGUCGUUUGCGGGGGUGUAUGCUGCUGCAACGUACGAUGGCAGUGUGGGAUUCUACUCGGAUCGAACCAAUUCGUUGGAAUGCAUGUUUUCAACAGAAACUGUAGGGAUCACCGACAUGCACUACUCUUCCGACGGGCAGCGGCUGUUUGUUGCUCCACGUAAAUCUGAUGAAAUUCUCUGCUAUGAUAUGAGAAUGCCGGGCACACUCAUCUUCAAGAUGCUCCGGCCCUUCACAACAAAUCAGAGAGCAUGUUUUGACCUCGAUAGUGCGGACUCCUAUUUAUUUUCUGGUACUUCGGAUGGUCAGUUUGUUGUUUUCGAUCUCAACAGUAAUGCUAUUGAAAAGCUACCGUUCUUUUCGAGAAAAGUAGCCGAUUGCUCUGUGCCAUGUGUGAGUGUUCAUGAUGCUAAAAUCCCAAUGAUAGCAUUAGGUACAGGUGAAAGGGUUUUCCCAACACCAAAGCUAACAACAAUCUCAGAAGAUUCUUCCGAUUCCUCAGAUUCUGAAGAGGAGCGUUUAUCCUACCGUAGGCGACGACGUGACAGUGAAUUAAGUAAUUCGUUACAGUUGUGGAGAUUUCUGUAG